Macadamia integrifolia is the source of this 2563-nucleotide messenger RNA. RefSeq names its product somatic embryogenesis receptor kinase 1-like. The transcript has 4 exons. The record is from RefSeq and is a predicted model, not a curated record. Bases 215 to 2245 code for a protein of 676 amino acids. Lineage: Eukaryota; Viridiplantae; Streptophyta; Magnoliopsida; Proteales; Proteaceae. Gene Ontology annotation, molecular function: protein kinase activity; ATP binding; protein binding. Gene Ontology annotation, biological process: protein phosphorylation.
CUACAGUCUUUGGUGAUUGGGGCUUGAGCCGUAACUUUUCUGGUUCUCUGCAGGCCUUCGGACCGAGAUUCGAACUCUCGAUCCCUGCAUUGCAAGAAGAACAAAGAGAUUAAGGUCGGACCCGGACACUCGCUCCCUACAGAGAGAGAGAGAGAGAGAGAGUAGAAGCAUAAGCAAAAGACGGCCUCUGGGUUUGUUGGACGAAGGAACAAAGAUGGGUGGCUGUGCUUCUCUCUUCUCUCUUGUUCUUCUCUUUGCAUUUGCUAGUCCACAACUGGUUUUUGGGAAUGUGGAGCUGGGAGUGCUUAUGGAGAUGAAAGCUUCUCUAGACCCUGAAAACAGGUUCCUUUCCUCUUGGAAUAGUGAAGGUGAUCCAUGCAGUGGCUCUUUUGAAGGUAUCGCUUGUAACGAUCAUGGCAAAGUAGCUAACAUUUCGUUGCAGGGGAAGGGUCUCUAUGGACGGGUUCCUCCGGCAGUCGCUGGCUUAAAGUCCUUGUCUGGUCUCUAUCUGCACUACAACUCUUUGUCUGGAGAGAUCCCCAAGGAAAUUUCCUUUCUUACUGAGCUGUAUGACCUGUAUCUCAAUGACAAUAAUCUCUCCGGUAGCAUUCCGCCUGAAAUAGGAGACAUGGCUAGUCUACAAGUUCUACAACUUUGUAGUAACCAGCUGACGGGAAGCAUACCAGCACAGUUGGGUUCUCUGAAGAAGCUUAGCAUUCUCUCUCUGCAAUCUAAUCGAUUAUCCGGAGCUAUUCCUGUAAACUUAGGAGAGUUGCAGAAUCUGACGAGGUUGGAUUUGAGCUUUAAUCGAUUAUCUGGUUUAAUUCCAGCAAAACUAGCUGAUGUUCCUCAACUGCAAGUUCUAGACGUCCGUAAUAAUACUCUCUGGGGCAAUGUCCCACCUGCUCUGAAGAAAUUGAACGGAGGAUUCCAGUACGGUAACAACUCGGAUUUAUGUGGAGUUGCGUUUCCUUCUUUGAGAACUUGCACUGCUACGGAUCAGCUGAACUCUGAAAGAUCCGAACCUCUUGGUGCUGGCCCAAAUGGUACUUCUACCAAAGACAUCCCGGAGUCUGCAAAUUUCCAGAUGCAUUGCAACCAGACCAAUUGCUCAAAUCCAUCAAAACCCUCUCGAGUUGCAGUCGCCGUUGGAGUUAUUGUAAUUACUGUUGCAUUGAUUGUUACGGGGCUGCUGACAUUCUCAUGGUACCGGCGCCGGAAACAGAAGAUCGGAAGUGCUUUUGAUACUUCAGACAGUCGUCUUAGCACUGACCAGGCCAAAGACGUUUACAGGAAGAGUGUCUCUCCGCUCAUCAGCCUCGAGUACUCCAACGGGUGGGAUCCGUUGGCUGAUGGGCACAACGUGAGUGGAUUCUCACAGGAGGUUCUUCAGAGUUUCAGGUUUAAUCUGGAAGAGGUGGAGUCAGCUACUCAGCAUUUCUCAGAGGUGAAUCUGUUGGGAAAGAGCAACUUCUCAGCUAUCUAUAAGGGAAUAUUAAGAGAUGGGUCUGUUGUUGCUAUCAAGAGCAUCAAUAAAACUAGCUGUAAGACCGAGGAGGGUGAUUUCUUAAAGGGUUUGAACAUAUUGACCUCAUUGAGACAUGAAAACCUUGUUGGGUUAAGAGGUUUUUGCUGUUCCAGAGACAGGGGUGAGUGUUUCCUCAUCUACGAAUUUGUCCCGAAUGGGAACUUGUUGCAGUAUCUUGAUCUGAAGGAUGGUAACGACCGGGUUCUUGCAUGGUCCACCAGGGUUUCUAUCAUCCAUGGCAUUGCCAAAGGUAUCGAGUACCUACACAGCAACAAACCUACCAAACCUGCUCUUGUUCACCAAAACAUAUCAGCGGAUAAGGUGCUCAUUGACCAGGGAUUCAAGCCAUUGCUCUCGGACUCUGGCCUGCACAAGCUCCUGGCUGAUGAUAUUGUGUUCUCAGUACUCAAAGCCUGUGCAGCAAUGGGGUACCUAGCCCCAGAGUACACCACAACUGGCCGAUUCACAGAGAAAAGUGACGUUUACGCAUUUGGGGUAAUCGUGCUUCAGAUCCUGUCUGGAAGACGAAUGAUCAGCCAAUCAAUGCGAGCUGGAGCUGAAUCAUGCAGGUUUGAAGAAUUCAUGGACAAGAAUCUUAAUGGGAAGUUCUCAGAAGCUGAGGCAGCAAAAAUCACAAGAAUAGCAUUGGACUGUACCCAUGAGUCACCUAACUAUAGACCCAAUAUGGAAAUGGUGAUUCAAGAACUGAGCAAAUGAGGUAGCAGUUACUGAUGUCCAUGGUUCUGAUGAUGUUAUCUGGGUCAUGGUGCACAGAUGGGGGGCCGACAUUCACUAACUCAAUGAUGCUGAACCUUCUGCUCUUAAUUCGUCUGUACGGUGGCCUAUAUCGAGGGUAUGGAGGGUUCUCUAUGUUUAAAUGUGUUUUUGUUUCCCAGUCCUCGCAGCUUGGAAGCUUUCUGUGUUUGCAUUAAUUGAUUGAUCUUAAGCUCGGUAACGUGUAUUGAAGUUGGGUAUCCCCGAUUACUAAUGCUAAUGAAGAAAUCAGCUUUUUUAAACUGAUUUCAUUUUCCUUCA